Molecule: messenger RNA, 1133 nt
Organism: Quercus robur (English oak)
Lineage: Eukaryota; Viridiplantae; Streptophyta; Magnoliopsida; Fagales; Fagaceae
Product: derlin-2.2
Exons: 6
Coding region: 204-938 (244 amino acids)
Biological process (GO): endoplasmic reticulum unfolded protein response
Cellular component (GO): endoplasmic reticulum membrane; Hrd1p ubiquitin ligase ERAD-L complex
Molecular function (GO): misfolded protein binding; ubiquitin-specific protease binding
Source: RefSeq, a predicted model, not a curated record
UUGGGCCAUUUUUUUUACCUUUCCUCACUUCUUCGUCUCCUUCUCUCUCUCCCUCUCUAACAAUUUAAUCUUCUAUCUUUAGCGAAGACCCAAAAAAUUUCCAACCAAUAAUCAAGACUCAGUUUUGAAUGUGUGUUUGUGUUCCUCGUAAUCUCAGUAGCUGAGUUGUUUGAGAAAAAAGAAAGAAGAAAAAUUGGCAGGGAAUGGCUCAGGCAGUGGAAGAAUGGUACAAGCAAAUGCCUAUCAUCACCCGUUCGUAUCUCACGGCUGCUAUUGUCACCACCAUCGGUUGCUCCCUUGAUAUAAUAUCACCUUAUAAUUUGUACUUGAACCCUAAUCUAGUGAUCAAGCAAUAUCAGUUAUGGCGUCUCGUUACCAAUUUCUUGUAUUUCCGGAAAAUGGACUUGGACUUUAUGUUUCACAUGUUCUUUCUAGCUCGAUACUGCAAACUCCUUGAAGAGAACUCAUUCAGGGGAAGGACAGCCGAUUUCUUUUACAUGCUCUUAUUUGGUGCCACUGUUUUAACUGGAAUUGUUCUUGUUGGGGGAAUGAUACCGUACUUGUCGGAGUCAUUUGCAAAAAUUAUAUUCCUUAGCAAUUCCCUGACAUUCAUGAUGGUCUAUGUGUGGAGCAAGCAAAAUCCUUUCAUCCAUAUGAGUUUUUUGGGCCUUUUUACUUUCACAGCCGCUUACCUACCAUGGGUUCUUCUGGGAUUCUCUGUACUUGUUGGCGCUAGUGCAUGGGUGGAUCUAUUGGGAAUGAUUGCUGGUCAUGCCUACUAUUUUCUUGAAGAUGUGUAUCCACGAAUGACAGGUCGCCGGCCUUUGAGAACUCCCUCAUUUAUUAAAGCGCUAUUUGCGGAUGAGCCUGUUGUAGUGGCACGGCCUGGGAAUGUGAGAUUUGCUGCUCCUGCUGCAGAUGAUGUUCUCCAAGGUUAAUCAGGAGUUAGUAUCACUGGAAAACCCGAUUUGCUAAUUGCUAGCAUCAACAAAAAUACAGCUGGCUGUGUAUUAUAUUAAAGUAUACUCCGAUUUGCUAAUUGCUUUUUUUGUGCAUUUGUGUUUAAUUUAAGGUUUAGCAAACGAAUGAUCAAAGGUUUUACUGAAAUUGCCAAAGAUUUAUCCUUUUUAUUU